AUGAACAUACUUAUGAUCAGUGAAGAUUCGAAAAUGAUUGUUAGCCCUGUACUUAUGAUCUUAAGAAUUCUACUGGAGCCUACACUUCUUUACUUAUUUUCUUCACAAAAUCAGCAUCAAAUUCCUAUAGAGUUUCAAUUUACUUUCCGAUCUUUAUUGUAUGCAACUGAAUUUCUCAAUAUUUUUGAUAGAUUUAGCCACAAAGCUGUGAAUUUCAAUAUAACUCAAAAAUGCCCACUCCUUCUUAGCAUAUACAUUCUGAUUUGGGUUAUUUUUUAUCAAAUCCUGAUUAAAGAAAUCUUCAUUUGCAACACACUUCUACCUUUUCAUUUACUACUUUGACUUUACAUAAUCUUUUUGCUUUCAAUAGUAAGUUACUUUCUAAAAGCAGUUUUUGAGACCGAAAAAUUUUCCUUUCAUCUUUAUGCUAUUCUUUUGCUGAUACUCAUUAUAACUGAAGUUUAUUCCAUUGCGUGUUGGAUUUUUCAUGGUUUUAUUUCACUUAUAUUUUUAUAUGGAAUUUGAAGUGUAAUUAUUACAGGCGCUGGAGGUAUUGGAGCAAAUAUUGCAAAAAUAUUUUUGGCUCAAGUUUCAAGUGUCCAUGAUUUUAUAUGCAUAUUUUCGAAAAAUAACCCAUUAAUGAGCGUUUUUUUUUUUUUGCUAGUUAAAGAGAUGGCUUGCGGUUAGCCUAACGAUGCUUCUUAGUGGGCUAUUUAUUAAAACUAGCAUAAAAUUUUCAAAAAAUUUUCUUGAUGACUGACUGGCUUCUGAUAUAAAAGGUCUUGCAAAAUUAUUAGGUCGAUCAUUUCUAUUUUUAGCUAAAUUUUAUUGAACAUGUUUGGGAUUUUAUGACAAAUCACUUUUGAAGAAUAAUCCACCCUUUAUAGAAUUUGGCUUGGAUAUGCUUUCCUUUCCGCUGGGCUACUUAUUGCUGGUAAGAAGUGGAUUUUCGCACAGUAAAUAUAACGAUUAUGUGGGCCUGAAUAUUUUUGCUAUGUUUUUUAUGUCUGAGAUGAUUUUUCAUGUAUUAUUAUAA
This is a messenger RNA of Blepharisma stoltei, 1036 nucleotides long. Lineage: Eukaryota; Ciliophora; Heterotrichea; Heterotrichida; Blepharismidae. The record is from the annotation of a GenBank genome assembly.